Zea mays is the source of this 1233-nucleotide messenger RNA. RefSeq lists its product as uncharacterized. The transcript has 3 exons. NCBI's taxonomy places the organism in Eukaryota, Viridiplantae, Streptophyta, Magnoliopsida, Poales, Poaceae. The record is from RefSeq and is marked provisional. The coding region runs from base 36 to 1064 and encodes 342 amino acids.
GCCGCGGCUCGCGCGGCGGCACGCGCCGCCCGGGCAUGCUCACCCUGCAGUUCCCCAUGGGGUCCCCGCUGCUCGUGCGCCUGUCGGUGCGCGGGCUCAACCUCACGGCCGUCAACAACGCCAUGGUCGCCACGCUCGAGGUCGUCCACCUCCACUCCGUCUUCCUCACCGACGCCGCGCUGCGCCGGAUGGUCGCCGCCUGUCCCCGCCUCCGGGACCUUGACCUCCGCUACUGCCGCCGCCUGCGCCGCGUCGACUUCACCAACGUCGGCGUGCCCAACCUCAGGAGCUUCACCGUCGUCGACUGCUCCCGUACCACCGAGCUGCGGGUCCCCGUGGCUCCCCGCCUCCGGUCCUUCCGCUUCAGCGGCGCCUUCCUCUCCAGCAACAUCCUAUCCGGCGCCAAGGCCUCUCUCGAGCAUCUCUACCUCUGCUCCGGCGGGCCAGAGACCGGCCUUCCAGUCACCAACUUGCCCUACGCAGUUCCUCGCCUGUCGAACCUCACUGUCCUCACCCUCUGCAGCAUUGCUCUCCAGUAUGUUUCUUCUUUCACAGCCAAGGAUGUAAUGGAGAGCAACCUACAUGGCUUGAGGGAGCUUCAUUUGCUCAUGUUCGGGAUGGCCAACUCCAACCUUGCUGACAUCUAUAGCUUCCUCAAGACCUGCCCGUGUCCUCAGUUAGAGCGCCUCUUUGUGCAGCUCCCGACAAACACCGGUGAUGCAUUCACGGAGAACUUCUUGAAGGUGGAGGAGGAGGACCCGCCAAAAGGUGGAUUAGAAAACCUUCGCUUAGCCAAGCUGACAAAUUUCAAGGGGCACCGUAAUGAGAUGCAGCUAGUAGCAUUUCUGCUUAGACAGUCUAGUAGUCUGAAGAAACUAUUUCUGAUUGCUCCCAAGGAGGAUCACCCUCAAGGACUGCGCAAGGUUCAUUCAGAUAUGCUGCCUGAUUUUCUUAAAAAAGAAAUAUCGCAUCUGGAAAGAGCUUCAGCAAAUACCCAGAUAUUUUUCGGCGAGCCUGAUGCUCAGACCCACCCGUUGCAUUCGGAGGUCUUUGUCAGGUUUUAGCUUGAAAUGAGCAAAAGCUGUUGUAGCCCAAUUCCUGCUCAUAUAGAUUUAGAUUUCUCGUUGUUAGAUAACGGACAUGGGGAAAAAAGUAUCUGCAAGGCAUACAGAGUUUGAUAUAUGUUUCCUCUUUUGCAAUUCAUAUUACUAAAGAAGUCCUGCAUAGCAGUUG